CUGAGAAUCGGCUCCUCCUUUCUGCAAGGUGUGAGGGGCGACUGCGGACGCACUCGAAUUUGCAGAAGUUACAGCAAUGGCGCCGUCAGUGGUGAGCAAUGGGAUUGCGGUCGGGCUUCACAGGGGUCACCAAGUGACGAAGCGGGAUAUCGCCCAGCGGCCCUCCGCUAGCAAGGGCAAGCUCGGCAAGCGUACCUCCAUGGUCCGUAACCUCAUUCGCGAAGUCGCUGGAUUUGCUCCAUAUGAGAAGCGUAUCACUGAGUUGCUCAAGGUCGGUAAGGACAAGCGUGCCCUCAAGGUUGCGAAGAGGAAGCUCGGUACCCACUUGCGCGCCAAGCGCAAGAGAGAGGAGAUGACCACAGUAUUGCGCAAGAUGCGCGCUGGUGGUCACGCUGAGAAGAAGAAGUAGGCCCCUGGGGGUAAACCCCAUUGCAUAUAUUAGGGUUUCGUGUCCGGGGUGUUGGUAUGAGGUUUGAGUUCUUUAGCUGCGCUGGUUUGUUGAUCUAUUUUUACGUGCGGGAGUGUGGCAAUAAAGAACUUCUCCUUUCACGCACCGGCUAUCUCUUUGCACUGUAGAUUUGGAGACCUCCACUAGCCCGGCGCCUUACUUGCAUUUCGUGUCUUAAUCUUCCCUAUUUUCUCGUUUUUAAUUCACGAUUUAAUUGGUUUCUUCU
This is a messenger RNA of Physcomitrium patens, 674 nucleotides long. Its product is annotated as large ribosomal subunit protein eL36x. The record is from RefSeq and is a predicted model, not a curated record. Gene Ontology annotation, biological process: translation. Gene Ontology annotation, molecular function: structural constituent of ribosome. NCBI's taxonomy places the organism in Eukaryota, Viridiplantae, Streptophyta, Bryopsida, Funariales, Funariaceae. Gene Ontology annotation, cellular component: ribosome.